Messenger RNA from Microtus oregoni (creeping vole), 1983 nucleotides. It is a transcript of the gene Ccdc38, whose product is annotated as coiled-coil domain containing 38. The record is from RefSeq and is a predicted model, not a curated record. NCBI's taxonomy places the organism in Eukaryota, Metazoa, Chordata, Mammalia, Rodentia, Cricetidae. Gene Ontology annotation, cellular component: centrosome.
AUGGGCUCAGGCAAGCUCAUGGUCUUUGAUCCAGAAUACAGCAUCAGUGGGAAGGCAAAUCACCUCCUUCUCCCCUCUCUUUCCCUCCUUUCAGAUAGAAUAAAAGAUGAUACAAUCAAAAAGGAACGACCCUACAAGAUCUUUUUCAAAGAUCUCUUCCUUUUCAAAGAAAAUGAGGUGGCCGCGAAGAAAAAGGAAAGACUCAUGAGCCGCAACAUGAAAAUCCACCAGAAGACGACGUUUUCAUCUCGCAUGAAGAGCCGCUCGCACCUCAGCCAGCUGACGUUCUACGCGGAAGGAGGCGGCGGCUCCUUCGAAGACCUGGGGCUAGACCCCACUCUUAUUCUCAGACUGACAGAAGGUGCGGACAGAAAGAGGACUGUGCAUGAGUUUAUUAAUGACCAGAGAGACAGAUUUCUACUGGAGUACGCAGUGUCAACCAAGAAAAACACAAUUCAAAGGUUUGAAAAGCUCAUCGUCAUGAAGGAAAAUCAACUCAGGAAAGCCGAGAAAAAGCUCCAAGCUGACGCCGUAGCCUUUGAAGAGUUCCUCCGUGAAAAUGACCAGAGAUCUGUAGACGCUCUUAAAAUGGCAGCACAAGAAACAUUAAACAAACUCCAGAUGACAACGGAGCUCAAGAAAGCAAGCAUGGAAGUCCAGGCGAUAAAGAGUGAAAUAGUGAAAACCGAAUUCCUCCUCAAGGAGUACAUGAAGUACGGGCUCUUCCUGCUGAAGUUGUCCCCGAAACACUGGCAAGUGCAGCAAUCACAAAAAAGAGCCCAGGCGUCAAAGAGUAACCCCAUCCUCCCAAGAAUCUUGGAAAGAUUCUCGCUAAGUUCAAGUAAAAGAGAUAGCCCCAGCUCGGACAGGCUGUCUCUUUCCGAUGAGCACAGUACAGGAAAAACAAGCCGAGAUAAGACCUCCCCCGCCCCUGGAGUUGCCAGCAUAGGCAUUGAGACCCAGAAGCUAUGCCGCCAGGGCAAGGCGGAGCCGGAGGAAACUCUGGUGGAGGUGGAUGAAGAUUCUCCGGGCCAACAGAUGUGGAGCAGUCAGGAUGAAAGCAUGGGCUCGGAGGACAGUCUGGAGUUCUUUCUAGAGAACGAGACGCUGGAGUUCGAUCUGAUGCCGGAGAUCUACUUCAAGGAGCCAGAAGAGUUGCUCCAGGUCCUCACCGAGCUGGAGGAACAGAAUCUCACCUUGGUCCAGUAUUCCCAGGAUGUGGAUGAGAAUCUCGAAGAUGUCAACAAAAGAGAGAGGUUUAUACAAGAUAAGAUAAACAACAACAUUGCGUUUCUGCUGGAGCACAAGAAGGUGCUCAAGACCAAUUGUGAGCGAGAAGAGGAAAAGGCAGCGGAACUGGAGCUGAGGUCCAGGCUCUUCAGUUUCGGAGAAUUCAAUUCGGAUACUCAGAAGCGUGCAAUCCUGGGGCAGGAACGUACAUGGAAAACGAUUUACUUUGUUGAGAAGUUUAUUGAGUCCCUCUGGAUAAAGGAUGCUAUCUUUCCUCUCCCGAGUUACGUUAUCUACCAGCUCAAGAGACCGCAGCGCAGUGGCGAGGAAAGGCUGAUAGACUCGCUUAGUAAAAAGAUUAAUCAAGUCUACAGAGUCUGCAUCGGAGAUGCUGAGGUCGGCAGCCUGAAUGCAGUUCAAAAGCUGGUCAAAGUCGAGUCUCGCCUGGUGGAGCUGAGUGACCUCAUCGAAUCUAUUCCCAAAGAAAAUGUAGAAGCCAUUGAAAGGAUCAAACAGAAGGAGCGACGGCAAAAGCUGCGUGAAGAGAAGAUGAGAGAAAAGCAAAGACACCAGGAGGAGCGGCUAAAAGCUGCUCUGGAAAGAGCAGUAGCACAGCCCAAGAAGAAGCUGGGAAGACGACUGGUCUACCGUUCGAGACCUCGAUCUGAUAGUAAACAGGAGUUACUUUUAAUUGGUGAUACAAGAACAAAAACACAGGAGGAAGAGUAUUUUUUUAGUUCAACAGGAGCAUGA